Pungitius pungitius (ninespine stickleback) is the source of this 1485-nucleotide messenger RNA. It is a transcript of the gene coq3, whose product is annotated as coenzyme Q3 methyltransferase. The record is from RefSeq and is a predicted model, not a curated record. The coding region runs from base 163 to 1131 and encodes 322 amino acids. Gene Ontology annotation, molecular function: 2-methoxy-6-polyprenyl-1,4-benzoquinol methyltransferase activity. The transcript has 6 exons. Lineage: Eukaryota; Metazoa; Chordata; Actinopteri; Perciformes; Gasterosteidae. Gene Ontology annotation, cellular component: mitochondrion. Gene Ontology annotation, biological process: ubiquinone biosynthetic process.
UACGGCGUUCAAAGACUCGUGAAGGGCAACUUAUACACGUCCGUACCGGUAGGAACCAAAGUGUCGGUUGUUUCCACCCGAACCGAAAACACGUGCGCACUGUAGGUCGAGCUGUCGGAGGCGGUUGACCCUCGUAGCUACCCGCGAGGCACACAGCGCAGCAUGCACGCGAGCAAGUGGGGGCGUCUCGUGCGAGGCUUCAUCGGCCGGCCGAGGAGCGCGAGCAGCUGGACGCCGGUGUGUCUGCAGAGGCCUCAGCACACCGUGACGUGUCACACCAGUGCUGGCUCGGUGGACCCCGAUGAGCUGAGGAGGUUCCAGUCACUGGCCGGCAAGUGGUGGGACGACCACGGAGAGUUCGCAGCUCUCCACGCCUUGAAUGACUUGAGGGUGCCUUUCAUACGGGACAACUUGAUGAAUGUGCACAGAACCCGCGUUCCCGGGAAGCCCCUCGGGGGGAUCCGGAUCCUGGAUGUGGGCUGCGGAGGAGGCCUGCUCACAGAGCCCCUGGGUCGCCUGGGGGCCAACGUGUUGGGCAUCGAUCCAGUAGCCGACAGCAUCGGUACGGCCAAGCUGCAUUCGUCCAUCGACCCGGACCUCCGCAACCGGGUCCGCUACCGGGCCUGCACCUUGGAGGAUCUCUCAGCAGAGAGGGAGGGGGGCGGCCAGGAGGAGCAGGGGUUGGCCCAGUUUGACGCCGUUGUGGCCUCCGAGGUGGUGGAACAUCUGGCAGAUUUGGAAACAUUCGGCCUCUGCUGCAACCACGUGCUGAAGCCGGGCGGUUCUCUCUUCAUCACGACUAUCAAUAAAACCAAGCUGUCCUACGCGCUGGGUAUUGUCGCAGCCGAGCAGCUGCUGCGCAUCGUUCCCAGCGGGACGCACGACUGGGAAAAGUUCAUCAGCCCGGUAGAACUGGAGCGCCUCCUGGAGUCCAAUGGUUUCUCAGUGGGGUCCGUCCGAGGGAUGCUGUACAACCCCGUGUCGGGAGUCUGGUGCUGGACGGACAGCACUGCCAUCAACUACGCACUCCACGCCGUCAAAGUGAGAGACGACCCCGAAGCGCACCAGGCUGAGGACCGAGGGCCCCGCCAUCCCCUUCCCGAGGGCCACGUGGAAGCAGCACACAGCUGAGCAAGUCGGAAAAGAAGAGGGGGGGGGGAAGAAAAAAAAAACAUUCAGAUUCCAUGCGUGACAUGAGACUGAGGUCAUCAAAGGGAAGAACUAGUGAUGUUACCGAGACGCAGCCAGAGUAACCCUGAGUCCAGCUGUAUCAGCCUCCUAUUAGCCAUGAAGUGAUGCAAAGAGGAAUGUUCGGUGUUUGAGCCUGAAACGGAAAAAAGUGCAUCUGGUAAUUGUCCACUCAGCGGCAGAGAUGCACCUAAGCAAACAUGCAGAGUUCAUGAUUUCUGCACGGAAUCCGCUUUCUAUUUAAUGUUGGAUAUAUUGUGAUUUGCCACACCCCUUAUUAAAAUGGUUCUUUGCAUU